Molecule: messenger RNA, 9238 nt
Organism: Nasonia vitripennis (jewel wasp)
Lineage: Eukaryota; Metazoa; Arthropoda; Insecta; Hymenoptera; Pteromalidae
Product: leucine-rich repeat-containing protein 24
Exons: 1
Coding region: 746-2755 (669 amino acids)
Molecular function (GO): protein binding
Source: RefSeq, a predicted model, not a curated record
GAGAGCCGAUCCGGCAGCUCAGAACGCCGAUAGCCGAGCGAGCGAGCCGAUAGUCGGCCUGCGCGUCCGCGUUUUUUUCCUCGUGCUCUCUGUCUAUACGCCGUCACGCACUUUUUCCUCUCUCGCUCCCUGUCCCUCUCUCUCUCCGCUCGCAGUCGCGCUCUUUCUCGUAUACGUGCACGCGUGUGUCCCUCCUCUCUCUCACUCUGACGCUCGCCGAUCCGUGCUCUGCCCACACUCCUCCGAAGAUAUAAGCCGAGUGCGCGGCUCGUCGCUCGCCGAGUGAGCUUGCGAAAGCUCGUUCGCGGGGUUCCAUUUUGUCAACGGCGCGCGGCUCUAGUGCUCCACUGCUGGCUAGUUGUGACUGUGAUUUAUUGUACGUGUCGGUGCCCGAGAGUGUGUCGUCGACCCCGUUCCACGUUUACGUAAGCUCGAUAGUGCAUCGUGUCCAGUGCGCUGCAGCCGGAAGAAGAAGAGAGAGAGAGAGAGCCAACGUCUCGCAACGCGCACAUGUAGGUCGCGCGAGUAGCUGCACGAAUGAAGCGGACCGACAGCCGGAGGAGAGCAGCCCGUGAUGAGAGCCUGCCGCAGCCGCUCCAACGCGGCCCAGACAUGGACGACUGCAGCUGAAUCCCGCGACUGCUGAGCCGUCCCAAAGACGACGCCUGCUCUGCAUAGAGAGAGGGAGAGAGAGAGAGAGAAGAGAAGAGACCGAGAUUCGAGCGAGCGAGACAAGCCGCCAGACAUGAGUGCGACCUGCAGAAGGCUGCUGCUCGUCUGCGCGCUGAUGCUGCUCGUCUGCUGCAGGACGAUGGCCGACAAGUGCACCAACGUCUGCGUCUGCAAGUGGAAGAGCGGCAAGCAGACGGUCGAGUGCCGGAACCGGGGCCUCAACGGCGUGCCCGACGGCAUCGACCCGGAGACCCAGGUCCUCGACGCCAGCGAGAACGCCAUCAACUUCCUCACCGACGGCAUCUUCAUCAAGGUCCGACUGACGAACCUGCAGCGGCUCUACCUGCGCAGCUGCCGGAUCGACCGCAUCGAGCAGAACGCCCUGGCCGGCCUGACCAACCUGGUCGAGCUCGACCUGAGCCACAACCGGCUGACCAGCGUGCCCAGCCAGAGCUUCGCCAACGCGCCCUUCCUCCGGGACCUCGUGCUCGCCCACAACCCCAUCGGCAAGAUACCGCCACACGCGUUCAAGGACGCGCCCAACCUGGUCAAGCUCGACCUCUCGAACUGCGACCUGACCGACCUAGCGGCCAAGGGCUUCCAGGGCCUGGACAUGCUCGAGACCCUGAAGCUCAGCCACAACCGGAUCUCCACGCUGCUCCAGCACACCUUCGAGCCGCUCAACAAGCUCACCAGCAUCGAGCUCCACGAGAACCCCUGGACCUGCGACUGCACGCUGCGCGAGAUGAAGUCCUGGCUGGUCAAGCACAACCUGCCGACCCUCAUCGCGCCGAUCUGCCAGCGGCCCGAGCAGCUGGCCAACCGCUCCUUCGCCGAGCUCACCGCCGACGACUUCGCCUGCCGGCCGGUCAUGGCCAUCGUCAGCCGCUACGCCGAGGCGACAAUCGGCGAGAACGCCAGCAUCGUCUGCACGGUCACGGCCAUACCCCCGGCCAAGAUCAAGUGGAUCUGGAACGGGAAGCUCUACACCAACCACUCGAUCGUCAACAGCUACCAGAAGAUCCUCAUCUACGAGGAGGGCAAGCACUUCCAGAAGCGCAGCACCCUCGUGCUGACCAACGCCCAGGAGACCGACUCGUCCAACUUCUUCUGCGUCGCGGAGAACCAGGCGGGCAGCGUCGAGGCCAACUUCACGCUCCACGUCUCCCUGCGCACCGCCGGCAUGUCCACCCUCGGCUCCGGCCAGAUAGCCGGCAUCUCCGCGGCCCUGGUCGUCCUCAUCCUCUUCAUCCUGCUGACCAUCAUGGUGCUGUUCGUCAGGUUGCGUCGGAUGCCCCAGAAGGAGGUGAAGAGUCCGGCGCCGGGCUCGGACAACCUGCCGCUCGACGGCUGCACCAGCAGCAACCAGGACUCCGGGGCCAACAACCCCCAGUCGGCCACCUCGACGGUCAGCCGGCGCAAGCUCGAGGAGGUCGAGACGACCUCGUUCAACGAGUCGCUGUGCGCGGGCAAACCUGCGGGGGGCAACGCGAUGCCGCUGAACCACAGCUACGCGCCCCGACCCGUCGCGGCCAGCCUGCUGCCGACCGAGAGCCACGACUACCUGAUCAACCGCGGCUACGACGACGGCAGCUCCAGCCGGACACUGCACCAGUCGAUCCUGGCCGCGGGCCCGGCCUGCUACUCGUCGCAGGCCUCGCUCAUGCCGGUCGACAACCCCGACCUGAUCCGGGACACGCGCCGCGGCUCGAGCGACGAGGCCGCGAUAGCCAGCUACGCCAGCGGCGAGUACAGCAGCAGCCGGCUCCUCGACAUGGACGAGGGCAAGCUCCUCUACUCGGAGUGCCUCAGCUGGGAGGCGACCGGCAGCAGAGCCCUGCCCUCGGUCUCGGCCAACCCCUACAAGGACCUGCAUCAGCCUCAUCAGCAGGCCCAGCCUCAGCAGCAGCAGCAGCAGCAGCAGCAGCAGCAGGACUCCUUCCCACCGGGUGCGAAGCAGAUCCGGGUCUGGCAGAAGCAGGGCGUGCCGGUGCUGCCGCCGGUCUCGGCGCUCAAGCGCGUCCUCUCGACGCGCAGCUCGCCGGACGAGGGCUACCAGGAGGGCACGGGCACCGACGUCUAGGCAACGUCCCGAGCGACCUCCUCGUCAUCCUCCUCCCGCGCAGCCCGAUGACGACGGCCCGAGGACCACGACGACUACGGUGAUCACUUCGGCGGCCAACCUGCACCCGUUGUAGACCGACUGGUCUAAGUGUGUGUGUGUGUGUGUGUGUGUGUGCGAGUCUGCGUUCACUGCGGACCCGAAGCUCACGGACCAGUGCGACGAGGCUGUGUCUGUCUGUGCAGUUGGUGCUUCGCCGUCGUCGUGGACCUGCGUAUCCACUGUAGUGCUGUACUGUAACGCGUCGGCGAUGGUGUAUAACGUGUGCGCGAAUGUCGCCAUCGGAAGAGAGAGAGAGAGAGAGAGAGAGAGAGAGAGAGAGAGAGACUCGAGGUACGUAGAGAAUAGGCGAGCGCCGCGCCGGAGUCGAGCCCACAGACACAGAGGGAGAGAGAGAUGGAGAUUGAAAUAUCGAUAGGCGUUUGUGAGGCUCUCACUCUUUGUGUCUGUGCGGAGCCUUUGUGCAGCUUUCGCAAUACACACAGCGAAGCUCUCGCUUCGCGUCUGUGCGAUGAAUACACCUGGGGGGGAGAAGAGGAUCAUUCAGAGGUUGCGUCGAGUGUCGACGGGGCGUCGAACCAAAGAUUUCUAAAGUACGCAAAGACUGUUUAAUGUUCCAAGGAUGUAUAGAUAGGACGUAUAACAAGCGACGGUGUUUACGAGAGACGGCAUUAUGUCUGUGCCGUUAGACGCACAUUCUACUGAAAGAGCGGAGAACUAUAAUAUAUACGAUUAUAUAGUAUACCCAGGGUAUACACACUUACGCGGGCUGUUUCGAUCGCGACGACUCGUCUUUCUUUUUUCUCCUUCGUUUCGCACGACGACUAUUAUACAUCAGCGGACGCGAUGUCCUUUCGAGUCGUCGGUACGAGACGAAACUAAAAGCGGGUGUGUAUACGUGUCUUGUAAAUAAUUCAAGACCGCGCCGCUACACUAUAUUUGGCUUGAAAAAAGCUCAUCACCGCUUGUUCUCUUUUUUCUAUACUAUCACGUAGGAGCGGAUACUCAGUAUUUGUAAAAUAACCGCGAGUAUGUGCGAGUGACUGUGUGAAGCGACGCGAGUAGUGUGUUGUAAUAGCCGAUGUGUUUGCGAAAAGUAAAAAUUGCGACGGUGCAGGUUUCUCGUUUAUUGUUUUCCUAUCGAUUCCGGAUACGCGCGUUGUUAUUAUAAACACAGACGCUAUAGCUGUGUCUACGUUCCGCUGUGCUUUUCUUCCCUCAAAUACACACACACACACACACACACACACACACCGCAUGCGAUCUUCCAUGUCGCCGAUCAGCUCUCGCCAACAGUCUAUAUACGGUGCAAGCGCGCGACGUCUUUCCGCCGAUCCUUCCACGAUCGAUCACGUGACACGGCAGCAUUACCAGCCCCGCUGCGAGCGGAUAUGCACUAUUCAUCGGUAUGAUAGCACAUUUUGGGAUUUGGAAACGGCGACAUUUGCAUUUCAAAGGCCGCCGCGGGCCGAUUUAACGAUUGUUCGAAGGAUCCGCUCUUUUUUCGCUCUCGCUUCUUCAUUAUCGCAGUGCCGUGGAUGUCGGGGUCGUUGCUUUUUUCGGGGCUUUGCUGCGAUGAUUAGAUGACGGCGUGUUUUUUUGACGCUGCUUUCAGAGUUAUGAGUUUGACGGACGUAAGUACUCGCGUUGUUGGUCUCUACACACGGCUAUGAAUACGGCGAUAGUGUAUAUAGCUGUCCGUGCGAGCGCAUAUUCGAUUUUUCCGAACACACACACACACACACACACCUCUUCCGGCUGUUUUACGACUCGCGCUAUAGUGAAAUUUUAUGAAAAAGCGAACUUUGCAGCGGUCGGUUAUACUCUUGCGUUAAAUUAGCUUGCACGUGAUCCGCGCGUCAAUUCCUCUUUUUUUCGUAUACAUAAUUCCCUUCGUGCCAGCCGCCGCGCAGCUGUUCACUUCGCCGUGUAUAACCGAGGGUCGCGUGUACACACGCGUACGUACACGUAUGUAACACAGGACACGCGUGGCUGCAGCGGGCCCGGCAUUGUGCACUCUAGCGAAGGAUACGCGAACAAUUGGAUAAAGGCGGCACAAAGGGCCUGCGACUCGAGGGGGGAUAUUAUGCAUUAUAUCGACGGGUGCGUUUAGUUUACGGUACACAUGUACGCGAUCGACGUACGUGCGUUAAUAGGCGAGGAGUUUCGAGCUAAUAUUAUACAAUAUUACGGGAGUCGGAAUAAAAUUCAAAGGCCGAGUCGUCGUCUCCUCGCGCGUUUAUAUACGAGCCGAGAGCGCGAUUAAUUCCUCUCCACGCUCGCUCUUUGUAUAUAUAGAAGUCCCGGCACGUACACAUACGGGAUUCUGCGGCGGAGCGUGUGCGCUUGAUUUAUUUUUCCUUCGCCGAUUGAUAUUGAUAUUGGUUAUUGCCGGGCGGCGAUAGACGAUCGCGGGGAGUUUAGAGGGGCGCGGCGCGGGCUUUAUUUAUUUUUCUAUCGAUCGAUCGGUAUACCCUCUUUCCUCUGAUUUGCAAUAGCGACGAGAGGAUAUCGCGAGUGAAAUAAAUUCGCGCGCGGCUGGUAUUUCCGCGUUGGAUUGGAAUAUGACUCGCGGGUUUGUUGCUUGAAAAUUCGAAAUGACACUGCCUCGAUGUUCUAUACACUCGCUGUCUUUUUCUGAUUUAUAAACGCACUGUGAAGACUUUCUCGAGAGACUCCGCGGCACAUAAAUCGGCUAAUCCGCGACGCGCUGUGUUAUUCAUCCCGCACAAAAGUUCGCGCGUAAGGGCGAAGAGAAGCCGAAAACUCACGUGCCGAGCAUCAAUUUCGUCUAUCGCCUGUGUCUUGUAUAACGGCCCUUUUUUCUCUCUCUCUCUCUCUCUCUCUCUCUCUCUCUCUCUCUCAUCGAAUCAGCCAUUAAUCACGUCACGCCGGAAUAAACAGCGAAAGUGUCCCGCGCGCGAAAUUGGACGUCGGUACAAGACACUCGCGAUAUUAGACAUUCCCUUCGCUCCUGUUAUACUGUAUCGCGUUUCUCUCUCAGCAGCAGCAGCUAAAAGCCGUGUAGGAGGUAUAAUGGCUCCUCCGCUUACACACUCGUCCCGCUCGAAGAUAGACGAUAGCCUUGAAAUGUUGCCAAAACGAUUAGGCGCAGAGAUUCCCUCUGUAUACUUUUUCUCGCUUUCUCUCGGCUCCACGACGUUUCCCGUUUCUCGCCAAGCGGUCGAUGCAAUUCCAGUUAUACAGUGCGCUGAGCUCGCAGGAUGUAGGUUAAGAGCCAGCGUCGAUUGAGCAAUAAAGCUGUUUUAACGCCUCGCUCGCGUUGUGUGCGCUUGCAUUUCUAAUUAAAGCCGGCGCGAGAGAGCUUUCCAAAGGCUAGACGCGAGCGCUGUCGUUUUUCCUUCUCAAAGGAGCCUGCGCGAGUCGCCGGAGUAAUUGAGUUACGCGAGUGGAUGUGGCGGAUGACUAUCAAUUGGCGAGAGAGAGAGAGAGAGAGAGAGAGAGAGAGAGAGAGAGAGAGAGAGAGCGCUGCAGCUUUUUUAUUUUCGUAUCCAUAUAACGACGACCCUUGUGUACGAAAAGCAAGCUUUGACCUUUUCUCGGCUGACCGGUUCCUUCCGUUCGUUAAUUUGCCCCGACACCGCGAGCUUUACGACACAAUCGAGACCGCAAUUUCUAUCCUUCCCUAUAUCCGAUAUACCAAGAGAGAAAAAAACAAUGCCCGGAAAAAUCGCCGAUCGAGUUACGGCGAAAAGGUCCGCCGAUGAAAAAAUUGCAUCACCGCGCGAGGGGCUACUGUGACCAGUUGAGUUUUUAUUGCCGGAGCCGGCAAGGUUUUUUUCGAUUUUUUUCGAAAUAAACGCUCUCCCGAUGUUCAUUCCGGAAAUCUAAUCAUAUCGGUUAUCGUCUUCGCAAGAAGGAACAAUGAUUUACGUAUAUAUAUAUAUAUAUAUAUAUAUAUAUAUAUAUAACCUUUCGUCGAAUAAUCUCGGUCUGUCGAAAUUCAAAAAGGCCGUUCAAUCAAUUUGAAAAAUCAAUACCCAUCGACGAAAUUUUUCUUUCUUCGCGAACGUAUCAAUAGGAAGCCCUCUCGAGGACGUAAAAAUUCACAACCGACACAUCAUGGGCCGCUCGCGCAUCGAGAGGGAAAAUUUCCAUUUGCAUAUCAACACAUAUCAUGGCUCGUGUGUGCGGGCGUUCGACAAUAUAUACAAUUGAACGGGGGAAAUUUUCCUUCGAGAUUUGCGCCCCGAAGCGUUAUGUUGCUUCUCGGCUAUACUCCCACGCCCUCGAUCGAUCUUUCGCGUCUUUCCACGGAUUUUCGCCUCCGACGACGACGGCGACGAGGACGAAAAAAAGCACAGCGGAAAACUUGCCUUCUCUCUCGGCUCUAAUUACGAUCGCGCAUAUACGUGUGUGUAGAUAAGAGUGUCGCAGCGAUGCAGCAGAAAUCAAAGGACGUUGCCUCGACGAGAUUUCCGUUCCGCGAAGUUUAUUUAUAUUUGAAUUAUAAUUAAAUAAUGAAUCAAAACAUGAGCAUUUACCCCGCGAGUAUAGAGGAACAAGAAUCUCGUCGAAACCGGAACACAGCCAUCAAAUCACUCGAAUAUCCGCAGAGUCACACUCUGCGAUCGAACGAGUGAGUGAAAGAGAGAGAAGAGAGAAAAUAAAAAGCUCAGCCGAAAAAAAGCUCAAGCUCCGCCCCAACGAGUAGGGCGUCUUAUCGGGUCGGAGGCAUCGCUUGGGAGUAAACGUCGCAUGUAAAUAACGGAAUAAUCGAGAGCGGAUCUGGCUGCGACACUUUUAUUUCCAACGGCUAUAUAAUACACUCGCGCGCGCGCGCGCGCGAGAGAGAGAGAGAGAGAGAGAGAGAGAGCGGAAAAGAAUGGGAAGCAGCAGCAGCGCCAGUCGCGCUAACUGAACAAAAUAAUGUAUGAAAAGGUAAAAUGAGCCACGACAGAGAGUUCAAUAUACGUAUGGUGCAUUACGAACAAAAAAAGAGAGUAAAAAUAAAUAACGAUUCAAAAAAAAAAGAUUAAUAAUAAUAACACUAAUAAUAAUAACGACGAAAUAAACAAAAGGAGAGAAAGAGCACAGAGCGCGGAGUCUACUCGAACGCGAGAGAAAACGCGAGAAGGCUGAUUAAUUAUUGCUCGCGCGCGGAAGCGAGUGCUGCACGUGAGCCGAAAAAAAGGAGUACGUAUACUUGCGAGUAUAUAUAUAUUGUGUGUGUGUGUGCGGGGGCAGCUUCGAUCGGCUGCUGUUUAGAGGAAAAAUCACUACUGCGGCGCAGCACUUAAGUACGUAUACAUAGUAAUUCUCGUAUUUAUUAUGUGAAAGAGAGAGAAAACGCGCGAAUAGUAAGCGAGUAUGCGAGAGAUGCGAUGUUAAAGAUGUACAAAUGUGUAAUUUAGUGUUGCAGACAAAAAAAAAAUAAUAAUAAUAAUACCGAGAAUAAAUUUCAAAGGUCGUUAUUGAGACGAGUGUGCGUGUGCGUGUGUGCGAGAGAGACUGAAUCAAGAGGCUGUAUAUCUAUAUUUAAAGAAGAAACGGGGAUGUGUAUGAGUGUGAGAGACACCUCGACGUUUCGAUGUUAUUGCUUAUUCCGGACGUAUAAUGUGGGCGUUAUACACACAUCAGCAGUUUCAUUUUGUAAAUAUGCGAAGCGUGAAAUAUGCAUAUAACAGAAAUGAAUUUCGUUCGAAAUUUCGAGCCUGCGUUACUCGACUGUUUCUCGAUGAUAUAAUGAGUAAUUUCAUUUAUACACACCCACAUGGAGAGGCCGGAAUACGUCGAAACGUCGCGGGUGUUUAUCAACCCCCUCAACUUGAAUUUAUGGCGUACAGUUUAGAUACCAACAUAGACACGUAUAUUUCCAGGAUCACACAGACUACAUACACAGAGAUGAUGUCGCGAGCAAAGAAAUAAAGACACACAGAGACAAACUAAAUACAGACAAAAGAAUUAAACAUUUCUCUCGAGCGUGUACAUGUUCACGAUUAUACGUAUGUUACCAUGUAAGCGAGCGGAACAAAAUGAAAGAAAAAAGACGUUUCUGUAAAAAAAGAAAAAAAAAAUAACUUGAACCCGGUACGAUUAUACGGAGGUCGAGCUGGAGAACGACGGCGAUAUUACGAAAGCGAGAUGUGGAUGGAAACCUAUUAUAUAGCGAGCGACGACUGACAUGUGUCGUUACGUAUACUUUGUAAUGACGGUGUUCGUUUUUAUUUUUUCGUUGUUUCGGCGUUGUUCUAUGAGUUUUUCUUUCUAUGCCCCACGACGAAUUUAUACAUAUAAAUAAAAGUAAUGAAGCAUUGCGCUCGAGCGAUACUGAGAAUUGGCUCGGUUUGGUUCUCUCCGUAUGAUUUGUCAUGUGUAAGGCGAGUAUUAAGGCGAAUGAUUUCAUAUGUCACUGUAUUAUUUAUUACGUACUUAUUAUAUACAUACGAUGUAAUAAACAACUAUUAUAUUUGUAAAAAAUUA